Molecule: messenger RNA, 1407 nt
Organism: Penicillium expansum
Lineage: Eukaryota; Fungi; Ascomycota; Eurotiomycetes; Eurotiales; Aspergillaceae
Product: aldehyde dehydrogenase family protein
Exons: 2
Coding region: 1-1407 (468 amino acids)
Molecular function (GO): aldehyde dehydrogenase (NAD+) activity
Source: RefSeq, a predicted model, not a curated record
AUGUCGCCCAUUUCAGAAGUUACUGAGCGCGCCGCAAAGAUUGACAUCUUUCACAACUAUCAAAAUUCGAUCGAUGGAAAAUUAGUGGGCACUGAGCUCCUUAGAUAUGCCAUCAACCCAGCUACUGGCGAGCCCAACGAGUUGGUGCCCAUUUCCACGCUGCAGGAUGUCAACACUGCAAUGGACGCAGCACAGACUGCAUUCGCCUCUUGGCGCAAGAGCGCCUACGAAUUUCGCAAGGCAUGUCUGUGCAAAUUCAUCGAGUUGGUGAAAGAGCACGGCAACGAUUUCGUGACGCUCUUGACAAAGGAGCAAGGAAAACCACUCAAGUUCGCGACGAUCGAAUACGAAAAGACCAUCGAAUGCAUGCAGGCAUUCGCCGACCUGGAACUGAAAGAAGAGGUGGUACAGGAAGACAACGAAACACGUAUAGUGUGCCGAUAUACACCACUGGGUGUUUCCGUAGGCAUUGUUCCAUGGAACUUUCCUCUCCUCCUCGCCUGCAUCAAGAUGGCUCCUGCAACACUAGCGGGCAAUACGAUUAUCAUCAAGCCUUCACCAUUUACACCUUACUGCGGUCUGAAGCUGGUUGAAUUGGCGCAACAAUGUUUCCCACCGGGUGUCGUCCAGGCGCUGAGUGGUGACGACAAUUUGGGGCCGUGGCUAACUGCACACCCUAUCCCGGAGAAGAUUUCUUUCACCGGAUCGACAGCCACGGGUAAAAAGGUCAUGCAGGCCGCGGCUGCAACUAUGAAGCGUGUUACCUUGGAAUGCGGUGGCAAUGAUCCAGCCAUCGUCUGUUCAGACGUUGAUAUUGAAGAAACAGCAGAGAAGCGGAUUUAUGUCCACGAGUCCAUUUAUGAAGAAUUCCGAGAUGCGAUGGUCCGUAUUAUGAACACAUACAAGAUCGGAAAUGGGGUCGACGAGGGUGUGUUCCUAGGCCCAGUACAGAACAAAAUGCAGUUCGACCGGGUUCAAGGGUUCUUCGACGAUAUCGAGAAAGAAAAUUGGUCUGUCGCGACUGGUGGCAAGAACACUGACAGGUCUUCUGGUUACUUCGUCACUCCUACUUUAAUCGAUAAUCCCCCAGAUGAUAGCAGAAUCGUGCAAGAGGAGCCUUUUGGUCCGAUAGUACCCUUGAUGAUCUGGAACAACGAAGAUGAUGUUAUUUCUCGUGCUAAUGACACCCGGAUGGGUCUUGGAGCUUCAGUCUGGUCAAGAGAUCUCGACCAAGCAGGCCGAAUUGCACGCAAUGUCGAAGCUGGAUCCGUAUGGGUGAACACCCAUUACGCGUUGCAACCCGCAGUUCCGUAUGGUGGUCAUAAGGAGAGUGGCAUUGGGUUGGAAGCUGGAAUGGGGGGCCUAUUGGCGUUUUGCAAUGCACAAUAUCUGCACCUGAAAAAAUGA